CUGUGGGCAACUCUGGCGGAAGCGAAGGCGAAGCGAAACGAAAAAAACUCGAAUAGAUUUUCUGAUCACAGUCCUUGUGAAUUUUGAGCAGCUAAAUUCGUGCUUUAAAACCGUGAAAAAAUCAUUGAAAACUGAUAAACUAUAAAUAACUAUAUAGAAAAAACAUUUAAAAACUAAAUACAAGUUGUUAAGUGAGUGAUUUGAUGCAGAAAAUGUGUUGAAAAUUUGGCCCACAGAAUGAAAAAAUAAGUGGAAGAAGAAUUGGUGACAGUGCUGUGUGUAAAUGUGCAAAGCAGAACAAGGAGUACGACAGCAAGUUAAAAAGGCGAAGCACGUAUGUAGAUUUUUGUGCGUAGCUGAAAGCUGUAAUCAGUCAUCGAGCUGUUAAAAAUAGUGCAUUUAAACCAACGAGAAAAUAAAUGUUUAUCAUCGUGCGAUGGCGAGGUGAAACGCUUCGAAAUUGCUGUAAAUAAUUUGUGGAAAAUUGCUUUCACCAAGGCCUUAAAAACUGGACAAUUUUUUGCGGUGUUAGACCAAGUCGCGCCGUACGGAAAAUUGUGCGAAGUAUGCGAUAAGAAUAAGCGAAAAAAACAGCAUGAGUUUGAAAAUUCGAAAAAUAAUGUGAAUUGAUCAAAAACUUCUAAAUUCACAAAAAAAUGUAAAAAUCUUUUAAAAUUUAUAAUAAAACGGACAUAAAAAAAAAUACCGAACGAAAAAGGAUACAGAUGAAUAAAAAAAAAUAAACGUGGUUAGUCUAGUGCCGUUCUGAUGUAUCACUUGGGGGAAAAAUUGCUGAUAUGCAUUGAUUCUGUGUUAAAAUAGCCCAAAUGAACAAAAAAAUAAUUUGACGAAAAACAAUAUAGUACAACAUUUCAAAGAAACUCCACUGCAGACAUAGCAAUACCAUUUCAGUGGAAAGUCAAUUGUUACGUUACGAAGAACUGGCGCAGCCAUUAGCAGCUUUUGUGGUUACAUACGCCAACGUCGUCAUAGCCACGUACGCCUGUCGUGUGAACACCGGCUUUGGGAUAACAAACCUAACCACUCAACGCUGUAGAGUCGUACUGAUAUAAAUUGUAAUUCGUGUCACUACAUUUCAGCCGUCUAGAGUACACCGCCCAUCUGAAUAAUCGUUUGUUAUUUAUUUGGAUCCUUAUUUUCUCCGUAUAACAUAAAUAAAGAAAUUACUCACGAUUCCACGGCCAAUCACGUUAUACUCUUUCUAUUUUAAUGGCAUUUGUUGGCCCUUCUCCCCUUCUGGUGCAGAAAAAUGAACAAUGAAAUCAGUGGUAAGACUCUUUUAUCUGUCACCGCAUCGAUCGCCGCCGCCAUCAUACCUGACACACCUAUUGUGUCCAUAGCCGGUGCCACUUUAAGCGAAAUCACUACCACAACCACCUCGACAACCACGACACCAACGCCUAUAUCCUUUAUACCUUCAACGAAACUCAACAAAGACCAUAGUAUAGCCAAUUUGCCAAACAAUCCAAUGUCUGAUGCUGCUGUCACCAAGUCAGCAGGAGGCAACGGUAACACCACUGCCAACGCCACUGCAACAAAUAUAACAAGAGCCAACGACGCGCUCGCUGAUCCAGGUGGAAUAGCCGGUAAAAAUGCCACAAUAGAGCAUCCAAUUAUUGUGAAUGCUGCCCAUGUUGGAAAAACAGAUGAAGCUACUACGAAUACAACAAUCGACACAAAGAAAUCUGAUGUCUCAGAUUUGGAAGAACCCGAUUUAAAAAAGCUACUUGAAGAGGCCUACACCUAUAAAACGCCCAAAGAUAAAAAAGAUAAAAGCGAAAUAUUUUUGGACUUGCUACAAAAAGUGGAAAAUGAAGAUCUGGGCAUAACAUCCACGCGUUCCGAUAGUCAUCGCCAUCACCCACACUCUCAAAAUCGGCAUCAGCAAAAACAGGGCGGCUCCCUGCAAGAUCUUCUACAGUUGCCACCCGAUUAUCGCCGCCAAAAUCACACAUCGCGCCACAAGAAGAACUCGUCGGUAUCAUCGCGCCAACGUGAAGGUGGCAGCUUGCCCAGUAACGUAAAUGUCGCCAAUUGUUUGCUAAGUAGCUUCGAACAGCAGGCGUCCGUCUACGCAGAUAAACGAGUUCGCCGUGCGAUUUUGCUAGGCGUGGAAACCGCAACAGUAGCUUUGAAUAGCAAUAAUACUUUGGUUGGUGUAGUUGGUGGCCCUGGCGGCGGGAAUAACGCAACCGGAGGACUAAGCACAAAUUCCAGUGGCAGUGGCAGCACAAACUCGACGAGUUUAUGCAAUAAGGAGGGUGGUAAUAGCAUUGGUGCUAGUGUUACGAGUGUCAGUGGAGGCAGUGGCAACAUGGCGACAACAGCGAGCGGCCAUAGUGUCGGUAGCACCAUGGCAACUGGCGCAGGUAUCGGCAAUACUGGAUUGAAAAACACCAAUCCCAAGAGUGGCAGCGGUGAUUACAUUAUUAAUAUCGGCGAUAUGAUAGAUAUACAGCAACAACAGCAAAUUUUGCCGUCAAAAGCACAAGACGGCGGGCAGGGCUUGCCGUAUUACGAGCGUGUGGACAUUGAUAUGCGUAUACCGCGUCCAAACUUGGUUCGCGAUGGUGGUGAUUUUGCGCCAACACGUUCGCAUCAUUAUGUCGACGAAGUGAUACGCUUUCAUCAAAUCGAUAGCGGAGAAGGCGGUUUGUGUGAGAGUGGUGAAGUGGCCAUUUCUGUUAACGCUCUUGGUAGCACACUGAAGUCAGCAGCUGCGUCCUGUUCCCUCCCGAUGCCGUUAGAUGAGCGUUAUCGGUCCAUUAAAUCGGUGAUGGGUGAAAAGGGCGAAGGUGCAGGCGCCAGUGUAAAUUCAGUAUCGACAGCAAAGAGUUCCACAUCUAUGGUUCCAAAUAGUGGCAGCCUCGGCAACAAUUCAAACAAUAGCGUGAGCAGUGGCGGUGGUAGCAACAGUAUUGGCAUUGGCAGUUACAGCAAAUCGCUGCCCCUCUCGCGCCAGACAGAUGAGAACGGCAAUGACUGUGAGCGUCAACAGCACAGCAGCAGCAUUGUGGUCAGCGCAGGGCAAUCGCAGGCGAAGGCCAAAGCUAAAAAGAAGCCACAAAAGGACAAUACCAUACCCGUCGAUGUGGAGAACGAGGCUGGAUAUCGCGGCAAAGAUCCGGUAGAGGUGUUGGUCAAAUUUAUCGAGAGUACAGAAGAGGACAGCAAACAGAGCGGUAGUGGUGGGGGCAGUGGCAACAGCAAAUUUGGUGAAAACACCAAAAAGAAAGAACGCAGGAAGGAAAAGGUGAAACAAAAUAAGAUGAAGAAAAGCAACUCGCUGGAAGAGUUACGCAGUUGUGCCAAAAUUGAUGUAGGCGAGCUGAAGCGGUCAGCCGCCACCACAGAAAGCAACAAUGUAACAAUGCGCAGCAAAGGCAGUGGCGGUGGCAAGGGUACUAAAAAUAACUCUGGCUCUACAGCGGAUAUAAAUAAGAAUUUCGAUGGAGGUAGCAAGGAAGUAGCAGCUACGGCUGCAGUCAGCUGUAGUAAGCAGGUACCCAUAGCGGCUACUACAACAGGAGCAACGUCAGCGAAUAAUCGCAAAGGCGAACGGCGUUCUUGGGGGACCGAGGAGCUACAGUAUUUGGGCAUUGAGGGCAAUGUUGGCAAUGCUGGAGGCAACGGUGCCUCCAUCAACAUUGAAGAGAAGGUGAAGGAAAAAAAGGAUAAGAAAAGCAAGGAUAAAGAGAAGGAAAAGGACAAAGAGCGUGAUAUCGAAAAGGAGAAGGGAAAGGACAAAGAAAAGGAGAAAGAUAAAGACGGCGAUAGACAUGAAAAACCUACAAAUAAUAGAUUGGACAGUAAUGCGAAGUUGGAAAGGCAUGAUAGAAACGAAAAGAUCGAGAAGAUAGAAAAACAAGAAAAAUUGGAAAAGCCGGAUAAGCUGGAGAAACGCAAAAAAUCCGAAAGCUUGGUGCAGUUGUCCACCACUCCAACGAAAACUGCCACAAAUUUGGAACGUCAAAAUAGUCAACCCGCUAAUACUCCGGAUUUCUCUCCAAUCGAUUUGCUAUCGAUGAAUACACUAAUAUCAGAGACUGCGGAAUUCCACGUUGUCACCAAGAAGAAGAAGCCAAAGAAGCAACGCGCUUCCAUCGACGAAACGCAUUGCACGCAGGGCUCGAACUAUCACAACAACACAAGCCACAACAGCUACAAUUAUAACAACAACAAUAGCAAUAACACAACUGGUACAACUGGCAGUUUUGCACGUGCGCACAAUUUGGUAAUAAAUGCACAGAAAGGCAGCAAUAACAGUAAUAGCGCCUCAUCGUUUGGCAACCAACAACAACUGCAACAACAAUCUCGUUACAAAUACUAUAACAACAAUGCACAUGGAUUCAACACUUACGGCAAUAACAACAAUGGCGGUGGCGGGGAUGGUGCACGCCUUGACUAUCACAACAACUAUAAUUCCAAUUAUAACAACAACUAUAAUUUAAAUAAUAGCAGCAACAAUAAUCAUUCGUACCAACAAUACGGCGGCUAUCAACAGCAAAGCCAAUACCACUAUCACCACCAUCAUCAGCAACAGCAGCAUCAACAACAUCAACAGCACCAGCAGCAGCAACAGCAACAACAGCAGCACCAGCAACAGCAGCAGCAUGUAACUCCUAACACCAUGAGCGGCAGCGCCACGGACAAAUCGCGCCGCAAGUCAACUUCCUCAGUGCCACCUUCGGAGAAAUCCGAUUCUAGUGAUCUCGAUUCGGUGCAUUCUUUGCCUAUAGAAUCAACGGCAGCGUCUGCCUCUAAGAACAAACAACGUCUUAAGCCCGCCUCCUCCGCCGCGGCGACGCCCGAAACUCCGAAGAGUGCGACAAGCCUUGGUUCACCAGCGCCUGCGCCCAUUUCCUAUGCACAUAUUGCAGCCGCAGCAGCGGUUGAUCGUUGGCCCAGCUUGGAUGCAGCCAACAAUAACAACUCUUCGGCGACUGGCAACGGCAGCUCAAGUGUGGCCACUAGUACGGUUGAACAAUCACAACAGCACGCAGCCAAUGUGGACGCCACACCUGCCCCUCUGACGAACGCAAAUAAUGCAGCUGCCACCGCAGCAGUUGUUGCUUCCACAGCUGCAAGCUCAGCCACCAAGCCGGGUAAGAGUAAGAAGCUCGCUAGCAAGCCUGAUUUCCCAGAACUGGUAGCCACUAACGCGACGGCUACGGAUAUCGGCAAAGCCUCAGCUAACCCAUCUUCGGCCGCGGGCGCUUCAAAGACAAUUUCGUAUUCACAGAGUUUAGUCGCUGCGCCAGCUCAACAAUCGUCCAGCAGUGUAGGCAAUGCGGUCGUGGAAAAAACAGCCGGCGCAAUAGUCGAAGCAGCCAGUGGCUCGGGUAACAUCAAAGCCAGCAACACCGUCCCAGAUGUCAACAAAGUUGACAACAACAGCGUCAGCACAACCCGCAUACCUCAGCACCAAGCGACGCAACACCAACAGCAGCUGCAACAACAAACGCUACAUAAAUCGAAGAGUGUGGAGCACGACAGUUACAGCUUCAACAGCAGUAACUUGGACCAACAGUACCCGGCGCUGGAGAAAACAGUGAAGCGGCACAGCGCAACAAAUGUGUCGAUGUCACCACCGACGGCAGCUGGUUCAGUUAGCGGCGGCGGAAGUGCCAGCAGCAGUACUGCUUUAGCUGCUACCUCAAUGCUACCAACCAACGCUACGAGCGUCGGCAAAUUCAAUUUCGCCGCAGCUGCCAAGCAGCUAGCUAGCAAAGGCGGUAUUGCACCUCAGCCAGUAUCAAUGUCGCCGUCAAUUGCGACAGAGCCGCCAAGCGCAGAGCCAGCGUCACAAACAACCAACGUGGCUGCAACAACUACCUCAAACACGAAUUAUUCGAUGGCGACGGCAGCUUCACCGUUGGCAGCGUCAUCAUCAAAUGUGGCACCAUUAGCCACAGCGACGCGCAAGACAAAAGAAAAGUCGCCGACAUCGGUGUUUGUUCCAGCAACCAUCAACAUUGGUGUAGGGGCGCAGCCCACCACAAUAAACGCUCCUGAUGCUGCUGCUACUAACAUAGUCCGAAAGAACAAGAAAGACAAGGCGCAACCACUGUUGAGCGCUGAGGUGGCCGGUGAGCCACUCGGUCAUGUUGCACAAAAAUCCAGCACCGCCACCCAGACUCAAUCGACGUCGAUGGAUGUAGUGGUAAUGCCCAGCAAAACUAUUGCGCGUUCUCAGCCGGCAUUUGUGGUCGGCAGCGAGGUAGUUAUGCCGACCCCUGCUUUGAGCAAAACGCAAAGACAGCAUGCGAGCAGCGUCGGCGGUAGCAACAAAACCAACGCAGUGUCACGUGGAACAGCCACUAUUUCAGCUACUGCGGGAGGGGCGACCACAGGUGGUGGCAGUGCCAGCAAUCGGCCCGCAGUCAUUAUUUUGAACGAUGAUCGCUCCGGCGACAGCAGCGCAACGGGCAUUGAGUUCACAUUCGGCGAUUUUAACGAGGACGAACUAAAGUUCUUUGAUGAAAGCGUCACCGAGGAGGAGUGCGCGGAUGGAUUUACGGGCGACGAACUGCCACAGGCAGCUUCUGAGGGUAAAGUGGCUACCAAAACUGCAUCCACAGCUACUUCGACAAACACCGCCGCAUGCUUCAAUGAUUCUGGAAUAGCGUCCGAUAUUUCGAAUGCGAACAAUAUGUCAGCGUUUGCGGAAAGCUCCACAAUGUUUGCUGGCGUCUCAAUGGCGGAGCAUUCAAAUCCGCAACCUCCAAAUACUGCAGCUGGUACUGAGUCUGGCAAUAAAUUGAGAGUUCGUGCGGUGGAAAGUGAAGGCGACAAAGUCAAUACGCUCCCCGGUGUACAAGAUACUGACGAAAGCAAUGAAACGAUCAGCCAGGCGUCUGUGCCGGCCACACUCGACUGUGAACAGCUACAGCAGUCAUCGCAGAGGAGAAACAGUGAAACGCCACAGCUGCAACAGUUGGAAACUUGUAAUGAAAUUGAGACUGCGAUUUUGGCUGCGGCCCGUGCAGCUGCCGAGCAGCAACAUCAGCAACCAAUGCAGCCACCCCCAGCGCAACAGCAGCGCUCUUUUAGGCAAAAACAUCAGCAGCAACAGUACAGAAGUACUUCUUAUGGCAAUGCCAACAUCGGCUAUGAGCCGACACACCCGCGCGAGCAGCGUUCACAGUCGUCAGCGUACGCCAGAGACGCACCAAAUCACUACCUGCCACAACAACAACCACAUUAUCAUACUUCAUACCAGCAACAACAACAGCAGCAACACUACCAUUAUCACCAAAGUGGCAGCAGCAACAGUGCUUCGCGCAGCCGCAGCAGUAGCAGCAACAACAAUACUAAUUCAUACGAUGCAUCGGGCCACACACCGCCGCCACAAUCGCCAAAUACUUCACCAUCUGUUGUGGUAAACAUCCAACGCAAAGAAUUCGACAUACAUUUCAUACCGCCAACAAUGUCGAACGCAUACAGCUCGUUGCAACACAAUGAGAUCAUUGUGGAUUUCAUUGGCUCCGCCUGGGAGGAAGUUGCUAAAGUGACGAAAUUCUACGAAGGACAAUAAAGCGCCGCCAAGGCAGCAGCAAAAAAAAAAAAGAGAAACCACAGCAGCAACAUCAACGUAAGCGCAGCAACCAGCGCAACAGCAGCACCACGCAGUAAGAUUCAAGAUUCCAACGCUACCAGUAGCACCGCCCGAAGUACCAUGUAAAUUUAAGUCGACUCACUUAGCCUCAUGCAUUAACUGCCACAGCGUUCGGAGCGCUUUGGCUACAGCGCACCUACACCACAGUGGAGUAGGACCGACUGUCAGCUUGGCGCUUAGAUCAUAGAUAGAUAGUGGAAAGUGAAAAAUAGUCCGUUUGUUGUGACAGCUAGUGCAUGGUUUGGCUGUUCUAAAGAGGACCAAGUGUGAUUGUAAUGAUACUGUUUUUUCCUUUUGGGUGGGCGGUAGUGUCGCGGGUGGAUUUAGCUCCGCUCAAUCGCGUGUUUUAUGCGAAAAAGUGUGCUGGCCGGCGGUGGGUGCGUUGUCAAAUAAACUAGCUUGUACGUAUAGUUGCUUAUUUAAAGUAUGUAAUUAUAAGUGUUUGAUUAUAUAUUAUAAAAAACAUGAACUGCAAAUAACGAAAGCACGAAAAAGCAAAAAAAAAACGGUAAAAGUGAAAAGCAAAGCAUUAACAUUUACUGUAGUUUACAAGAAAGGAAUAAAAAAUAUACAAACAUAUAUGAAAAGAAUAACGGGAACUACACAUAAAUAUAUAUAUGUAUGGUUAGCAAACAACCCCAAAAAAUAUAUAUGUAUGUCUGUGUAUUGCAAUUGGGCUGUACAUUGCUUUACGUGCUUUUUUGUCUCCUAACCCCCUACUCAAAAAUUACGCUGAACUUAUACAACUACUAUUAAUACUAUUUUUAAUUAAAUUAGAAGUUAGUGAAAACGCUAGUUUUUAUAAUAAAUACGAAUUCGAAGCAGAGAGAGAGAGACAAUGGAAAAUUGAGCGCAAAACAAUAAAAUUAAAGAAAAACGAAAGAAAUCAAAUGUAUGAAGUAUGUAUGUAUGAAAAUGUAUGGAAAGUACGCAUAACUAAAAAUAGCCGCAAACUCUAAACUGGAUGGAGUCUCAAAGAGCUACGAAAACAUUUAAAAUUGAAAAAAAAGUGAACGCAUUAUUGAAUUGCAAACACAAAUCCUUUUAUAUAAAAUGGAGAAGAAUUCCGCAACAGAAACUAUGUAAAGGGAUUUUGAAAAAAUUUUAACAAAAAAACGUACAGAACAAUUAAUUGGCAGGAAGACGGUGAGAAGCGAACGAGUACUGAGUGUUGAUAAAUAGCUCCGAAUAUAUCAGAAGAAUAAUCCAUAAGUUGAGUUUAAUGCCACAGCUGAGUGUCAUGUAUGGAAUUUACGCAAACGCAAGUGAAAUGAAUGGCAAAUUUAGCAAUAUUGCUUGCAGCUGGCCUAUUGUGCUCUCUCGCAGAAGCUGUAAUAUAUAUUGUAGUUAUAUGUACAUAUGUUUACGAUCUAAAUGUACUUCUCUUAGUGUAUAUAACCAAAUUUACACUAUGUGCUACCACCGGCGCCAAGCCACAUGCGCAGCGCAUCACAGAGUAGGGGUUUGCCAACGCAAGGAUCGCCUAUGUUGGUUAAUCAAAGAAAAAAAGCUAAACUGUAAAACAGAAACGCUUAAGGGUAAAAGAUAAUGAUUAUAAGACAUCGAACAAGGGACUUGAGCAGCAAGUGAGCUUAGCGUUUGUGUUUGUGGGUAAACAAGACGGUAGCACAGAAACAAGUACGCAAACAAAACAAAAACGUAAAAAAAAUGUAUAAGUAAGCCACUAAGUAGCAUAGCAAAUCAACUGGACUGGUUAAAUAGUGCAUAAAUACAUACAAACACACACAGGAAAAAGAAAAAAAAAAACAACUCACAUGGUUAGAAACACAUAUGUACACACACUUACAUCCACACGCGCCGCCUAUACAUUAAACCAAAAUAAAAUAGAAGAAAAACUAUAAAUGCAUAAUAAUAGUUGCAUUGAAGUCACGCGAUAUUAAAAAUUAUUUAUCAAUAACGUAAAGCCUUGAAGAAGAAAAACAACCAAAACAUUGAGAAAAACACGAUUAAUGAACUAAAAUCCUUAUAUGUAUAUAAUUUGUAAGUAUUUUAAGGUUAUUUAUAUUACAAAAAAAAAUAUUAGCAAGCAGUGGCUACGCUAAUUGCAAUCUCUAAUGCAUGCUGAAAUACGAGAGCGACUAAAAUUAGUUAUAACUGAAGUUUUUUUUGGAAAGCGUUAAUAAUUGAAAUGAACUAAGUUAUGCUUAAAAAAAUAAUAAUGGUAAAAAGCAUAGCGUUGGAUUUUUUUUUUUUUAAUUUUGAGCUAAGCACUAGAAGCCGUUGCUUAUUUUAAAUGUUGUAAACUACUUUUGUACUUUUUAUUUAAUUUUUUUUUUCAGUUUUUUUUUAAAGGUGUAAAUGUGUAUAUGCAGUAGUAUGUAAAUGCAGUGAUUGUAUUAAUGCGUGGCUAAAUCGACAACAAGUUAUUUACAUACAUAUGUUUGCAGCAGCAAAUAGAGCAUAACGGCGUGCAUACAAAAUUUUCAACAAUAAAAAAUGCAAAAUAUGGUUUUGCUUUGCAGUUGGUUACAUAGCUGCAUCGUUCGAAGUGAAUUUUGAACGCCAGCUAUUGAAGUGACUGGCCAUAGUCGCGUAUAAAUGCGCUUCUAUUUUGGAAUGGGCUACUGCAAUGAGAGCAUACUUGCAUGUUAUUGUUUUGUUGAAAUAGCAAGCGAAAAAUUCCUAAACAUUUUGGAAAAUGCUGUUGGAGGGAAAGGCAGUCAGUUGCUAAGAAAUAAAACUGAGUACGUUCCGAUUGUCAUCGGGAGCGAGUACGCCUCGCAUGUUUUGAUGUGCCUUUAUAACUUUGUUCUUGCUUAUUUAGCUGGUUGGUAAAUUAAGUAAAAUCAUUCGAGAGAAAAUAGAUACAGUUAGCUUCCAAAAAAAAAAAUAUACAUGUACCUACAUACAUACUUAUUAAUCAUUAUGCUAUGAUACAAUGGCAAAAAAAGCUAUCUGACGAACCGAUAGCGUUCCAUUGACAGCCUUUAGGCCUCUUACGCUAAACGUCAGUGGCUAUUAACAACAUUUUCCCAUGAAUUUCCAUACUACUGAUGCUCAUUUCAAUUGCCGAAUACGUGAUCAAAAUCCUUGUGUUGUUGUAAAAGUAUAAACAUUUCCAGAAACAGAGUUUUGGGGAAUGUGGAUGAAGUGACAG
This is a messenger RNA of Rhagoletis pomonella (apple maggot), 10757 nucleotides long. RefSeq lists its product as uncharacterized. Bases 1271 to 7558 code for a protein of 2095 amino acids. The record is from RefSeq and is a predicted model, not a curated record. Lineage: Eukaryota; Metazoa; Arthropoda; Insecta; Diptera; Tephritidae. The transcript is spliced from 7 exons.